Messenger RNA from Caenorhabditis remanei, 1824 nucleotides. RefSeq lists its product as uncharacterized. Gene Ontology annotation, molecular function: ubiquitin protein ligase activity. The record is from RefSeq and is a predicted model, not a curated record. Bases 1 to 1824 code for a protein of 607 amino acids. The transcript is spliced from 5 exons. Lineage: Eukaryota; Metazoa; Nematoda; Chromadorea; Rhabditida; Rhabditidae. Gene Ontology annotation, biological process: protein ubiquitination.
AUGAACGACGUGACAACCUCCUCGGUCUUCCUGGAUUCUCUGUUCAUAGAUGACUCUCUGAUCACAUGUGAAGUAUGUUUCGAAGCAUUCAAUCAUCAGACUCGCCCUCCGAAACUCCUCCCCUGUGGACACAAUUUCUGCGAGUCGUGCAUUUUCAGUCUAUGUCUUCAUCAGGAGUACUACCUCCUCGACUCGAUCAAAUGCCCCACAUGUCGUCGAGAAUUCACAAUGAAGACUGCUCGUCAAGCACCCACCAACUAUGAUCUUUGCAAAAUUCUUGAAAACUUGUGGAAACGAAAAGAGCAGAAUGUGACAGUGAUUGAAGUACCUGACAAAUCUUCCGACCUUCCUCCACCAAUGAAAGAAGUUACUGUAUCUCGCAAAAUGACGUCAUCUCUAUCAGCUGCCACAUCGACUGAACAGAAAAAUCCACGCCAUCAUCAUCAUGUGAGCAAGAAAAUGAAGGCGUUGGCGAAGAGAUCGGAGGAGAGCAAACAUUUGAAAUGUGCGGAUUGUCACAGGAAGAUCUCGCAGAAGAACUUAUUCCGAGUUUCCAGAUAUUGUGUCGAUUGUACGAGUACUAGUCGGAUGACAAUCGUGUGCCUGGAAUGCUGUGUCAACCAUCACAAUGGACACGAACUUCUCACCGAAGACGCCCUCCAUCACAACCAACUGAAAACUAUCACGGAACUCCGAAAACUUCGUCACAAAAUCCUCGAUAUCUCAGAUGAAUUCGACACUCGUUCAGAAGAAAUCAGAAUGUCCGGAAUGGAGGUCUGCGGAUCGCUGGUAGCUGAGAAGCAGAGUCUUUUGACCUACACACUGGCUUCAAUCGAUGACGUCAUGCGACGGAUUGAGACCUCUCCGAUACUAUUCCCUCCUGUUUUGAGGAGUAUCAGAGAUGAACAAUCUCAUAACUUCUCUAGAUUAGAGAAGUUGGGAAUUCAGUUGGAGAAGUCACUGGUGUCAAGAAAAAACACCAAACCGACAAGUCUUACAUUCAUUGAAAAUAUGAAUGAAUCAGAUAUCCAGGGACCUUCGGGAUUGGGACCAAAACCUCCAAAAGGUGUCGGUCUCAGCCUAAACCGAUCCCUCUCACUCCGCCAAUCAAGAGUCUCCCUUCGUGGAGACAGAGAUGAUUCCCUCUUCCAUGAAUCCAUUGCUUCCCUGGUCCGCCUGAUGCAUAAACAUCCAAUGUGUCUUCAACUGGACUUCCAUCACUCUACAGUAAACCCAAAAGAUACUGUAGAACAACGAAAGCAAAAGAUUAUGUCAUGUGCCCACGCGACGACUUGUAUGCUGGAUAUCGACACUCAGAUCUCGAUGGUUCCCUUGUUUGCUGACGUCUUAUUGAACUGCUUCUACCAAUUGAAUCGUCUCUCGAAGAACAAAUUUGUUGGAGACAAGAAGUCGUUCAGAAGAAUUGAUAUCUGGAAACAGAUUCAGGAUAGUUAUACGGUUCUGUUUGGUAUCACUGCUAAACACUUCCCAUCUCAUCAUCCGGAGAGAGUCGACAUUUUGGACGACUUGGCUUAUUUAUGUCAUUUGUACAGUGAUGUGGCAGAUCAGGGUACCGUAACCAUCUGCCUAAUCGAAGCCGCCCGUGCUCGUGCCUCCGACCCCACUGGACUCUCCGAUAUCGAGCAACAGAGAACUCAGGAACGUCUCGAAUUGAUCGAUGAACAUCUCACAGAGUGCCGUCGCCUUCAGAAGCUUCUCGAACUCCGGAAAACUUCGAAAACCAAGAAAAGUGGAGGGCUGAAGCGUCUUUUCGGUGGUUGCUUCACUUCUCAGGAGUUGGUUAAUGAAUCACUUGUUUAUUGA